AUGACUACUACAGCCUGGCUCAACGGUCCCUCCUUCCUCUCUAACCCCUCGUUCAACCGUUUUGAAUCCAAUUCCUACGGACUUAUCAAUCCUGAAAACGACGUUGAAAUCCGUCCAGUAGUGACAACCUUCACCACCCACUCAUCCCCCGUGCUGCUUGAUGCUCAUCGCUUCAGGAAGUUCUCCACAUGGACGGCACUUACACGAGCCAUUGCUCGCUUGAUCCACAUUUCUCAGUCAUUUAAGAAAGAGACUAGACCGAAGGACUGCAAGGGCUGGCAUUACUGUCGAGCACCAUUUCCAGUAGAAACACUGGCGCAAUCUAACAACUUGAUCCUCCGGUCGGCGCAAAGGGACACAUAUGCUUUGGAACUCUCUUGCUUUUUACAGCAUAAGGAACUUCCCAAGAGCAGUGCACUCAGGAAAUUAGAUCCCUUCGUAGACGACCAAGGUCUCCUCAGAAUCGGAGGUCGCACACGAAGAGCAGGACUAGACCAUAGCGAGAUGCACCCUGUUAUCUUAUCUGGCAAGCACCAUAUAACGUCCCUACUCGUUAGGCACCACCACAAGCAGGUACACCACCAGGGACGUCACUUCACAGAGGGCGCAGUCCGUGCUGCUGGCUUCUGGAUUGUUGGUGGAAAGAGAAGCAUCAGCAAAACCAUCCACUAUUGCGUAAUUUGCAGAAAGCUCCGAGGACCUAUGCAGAUCCAAAAGAUGGCAGACCUACCAGAAGACCGCCUAUCCAUGGAACCUCCCUUCACAAAUGUGGGGCUUGAUGUUUUUGGGCCUUGGCCCAUUACUUCACGUCGAACUAGAGGGGGCUUGGCCCACAGCAAGCGGUGGGCCACAAUAUUCACAUGCAUGACCACAAGAGCUGUUCACAUCGAGGUCUUGGAGUCACUCGACACAUCAAGCCUGAUAAAUGCUCUCAGGCGCUUUUUUCAUCCGGGGUCCUGCAAGACUUAUCCGUUCGGACCAAGGCUCCAAUUUUGUCGGAGCAAGAAACGAACUCGGAAUCAAUUCCACCCUAGACACAAGUGCUGUGGGUAA
Molecule: messenger RNA, 1053 nt
Organism: Acanthosepion pharaonis
Lineage: Eukaryota; Metazoa; Mollusca; Cephalopoda; Sepiida; Sepiidae
Source: the annotation of a GenBank genome assembly